AUGUUUCACCUAAUUAAGAAAGACAAGGAAAAGGAGAAGGACUUGGGCAAGAAGGAGAAGAAAGAGAAGAAAGAGCGUAUGUCCCAGGCAGAGUUAAGGAGCCUGGAAGAGAUGAGCAUCCGUCGAGGAUUCUUCCACCUCAGUCGAGGGAGUUCUAAGAGGGACUCUAGGAGCAAGCUGGAGAUCUCCAGUCCUAUCCCAAUUAAGGUGGCUACCAACAUGGAGCUCAGUCUGACAGACCUGGAGGCAGAGCGCCUUCACAGCACCCUGGGGCAGGAUAUGAGGCAAAUAAGCGCAAGUACCUCUGGAGAAGACAUGAGGGUAAAUGAACUGGUUCAUCAUCGCAGCUCUGUAAAGGAGAGAGCAGCUAAGUUUGGGGAAUUGGCCAGGGUGAAUUCUUUAGGAGGCCAGAGGCAUGUGUCUUUUUCCUUGAAGAGCAAAGGGGAGGCUUCAAAUCUUUCUGGGCAGAACUGGACUCCAUCUUCUUGGAGGUCCCACCUCAACCUAAAAGGCAUCAACACGGUUCACAUUCCUGAGCUGGUGGAGAAGACGUUCCCUGGUGCAGACCUACAGUUGCCUGUGCUUGUCACUCCGCCGAUACCAGAUCCCAGAGAGUUGGAGCUACAGCGACGCAACACCGGGGAUUUUGGCUUCUCUUUGCGGAGGACCACCAUGCUCGACAGGCAGCCUGAUGGAGGAGUGUGUCGGCGGGUGGUGCACUUUGCCGAACCAGGUGCUGGGACCAAGGACCGAGCUCUUGGACUGGUUCCAGGAGACAGGCUGGUGGAGAUCAAUGGGAUCAAUGUGGAGAACAAGAGCAGGGAUGAGAUUGUGGAGAUGAUCCGUCAGUCUGGAGAGUGGGUGCGGCUGAAGGUUCAGCCAAUUUUGGAACUGAGCGAGCUGAACCGCAGUUGGCUGAGAAACGCUGAAGGCCUGCACAAAGACGUCUUUGAAUCCUUUGACACCAAACAAUAG
Molecule: messenger RNA, 975 nt
Organism: Plectropomus leopardus (leopard coralgrouper)
Lineage: Eukaryota; Metazoa; Chordata; Actinopteri; Perciformes; Serranidae
Source: RefSeq, a predicted model, not a curated record